AUGCCGACCAGCACACGGCCGAAACGGAAAAGCGUCACCGCGGGACUGGACGAUGACAGCAAUGGGGUCAAUGGCGGAGUGGAUGGGAAAGAAAAAGAGAAUGCGCCGGUGGAGCCGCUAAAAAAAAAGACUAAAAAGGCAAAGAAGGCGGCGGAGAAGGAGGAGGAUGGCGGGGACAAGGGGGAGGUGAAGGAGAAGCCGCCAAAGAAGAAGCAAAAGCGCACCAAACCCGACAUUCUCGAAGACGAAGGCUUCAUCUUCCGCCCCCGACCACGUACCCGUGCCAGCCUUGCAGCUAAUGAGGUCGUCCUGCCCAACGCUCCACCGCAGCCUGUCGCUGUUGAACCCCCCAAGAAGAAGAAACCCACCACCACUUCCCGGAAGCGCGCACACGACUCACCUCCGCCGAUCGAGGAGUCGGAGCUCAAGACUCGGAAGAAGAUCUCCUUGGCCGAGGCGGAAGAGGAGGAGGUAAAGGAGAAGAAGGCGCCAAAGAAGGCGGCCGCCAAAACUAAGAAGGCGGCGAAAUCUAAAGUUCCUGUCGCCGUAGCACCCAUACCCAUGUCGCCGCCGCCGCGAAUACCGCCCGGUGGUGGUAGCAGCACAAAGAUGGCGCUACCGGUAUCGGAUACGCCGAUUAUCAGGCGGAAUCAGCAGAUGCGGAAAGGCGGGCAGGGUGGGGGGAACCGUAGGAGUAGUGUUGGGCUCAGAGGACGGAGGGCAAGCUCGCUGAUGGACACGGGGGUUCUCGCUGAACCGCAUCCGUCGAUUGCGCACGAGGAAUACUAUAAGCACAUUCACGACGAGCUUCUGGAACCCCAGAGGAUGAAGCAACUGCUGACAUGGUGUGGACGAAAAGCACUCACGCCGAAAGAUGGGAAAGUGGGGGACGCUAAUGCGGCGGCUGUUGCACGAAUAAUCGAAGAAGAAGUAUUAUCAGACGUCCUAUCAAACCCCGGACUGUCAAGCUGGUUCAAUAGGGAAGAUUCUCAACCUUCUACAGUAAUCAAAAAACCGAAUCCCCGUAACAUUGACAACCUUGCCAAGGUUGAAGCCAUUGAAGCCAGCCUAAAAAAACUUUUAGCCGAAAAAGCAACAUGGAAGUCGCUGCUCAAGACCGAUAUCAAAGCCACUCUCUCUCUCGCCGGCGGGCCCGAUAUGAAUAAGCUCUUGCAGCCGUCCGAGUCGGCAUUCGCAUCCUCAUCCCGCUCCCAGGACCUACUGGCGGAGGCAAGGGGCCUCGUCAAGCAGCACAGCGGGGAGAUUGAGUUCCAGGUCGACCAGCUAGCUGAUGGGAUCCAUAAGUUGAACCACUAUGGCAAAGCGGCGGAUAGGCUGGCGGGCCGGAUCCUGGAGGAUGCGGAGGCGGCGCUGGCGGUGAGGGAGGCCAAGGUUAGGGGUGAGGCGGGGACGGGGAAGCUGCCGUUGAUGGAGGUUCUUAGGUCACUAGCGAGACUGGAACGAUGA
Morchella sextelata is the source of this 1467-nucleotide messenger RNA. RefSeq lists its product as uncharacterized. The record is from RefSeq and is a predicted model, not a curated record. Gene Ontology annotation, cellular component: MIS12/MIND type complex. Bases 1 to 1467 code for a protein of 488 amino acids. The transcript is spliced from 6 exons. Lineage: Eukaryota; Fungi; Ascomycota; Pezizomycetes; Pezizales; Morchellaceae. Gene Ontology annotation, biological process: mitotic sister chromatid segregation; cell division.